Messenger RNA from Trichoderma virens Gv29-8, 1554 nucleotides. RefSeq lists its product as uncharacterized. The transcript has 3 exons. Bases 1 to 1554 code for a protein of 517 amino acids. The record is from RefSeq and is a predicted model, not a curated record. NCBI's taxonomy places the organism in Eukaryota, Fungi, Ascomycota, Sordariomycetes, Hypocreales, Hypocreaceae.
AUGGAAGAACCCAACUUUAUCGACGACUCGAUUCCCUUGGCUACAACUAAUGAGCACCAUGUUUCUGACUGUUCAGCAGACUGCCAGGCCCAGUUUUUCAGGUUAUUGACGUCCAAGAAGGAGGCAGCUGGGGCAAUGUGUCAGACGUUUUCACGUUUGUUAGAGGACGGAAGAGGAGGAUUUCCCGUGCUUUACUACUGUGGCUCCCAUCUGUGCAAGAUGAAGAGCAUAGGAGAUGCUGACCAAGAUUUGAGCCUCCACCAGUUCCUCAACUCUUGUCAAAGAAAUGUUUACAGCCCUGCAUCUCAUCCUAUAUCGUCAGAUGAGUCGCAUGUCCGCUCGAAGAGUAUCGUCGACGGAAAAAAACAUGCUCGUCGACAGCAGCAGCAACCUACUACACCAAUUGUGGCCGUUCCAACCGCCACUCUGUCAGGAUUUCUAGUAGAGGGGUUUCAUACCAUCACAACCAAUAUUAGCCCCCCUUCUGCAUCUGAGAUAACUCAUGACGUUGACGCCUCGGGGUCUUCUGUGAGUCACUUGGUCACGACGACGGAAACCUCGAAGCCUCUUCACCACAGAACAGGAGGCAAAAGCCAAGUGCCUUCCAGCACAAAGGUCACAAUCGGCGUCUCCGUCAUGGUUGGAAUUCUGGCGGUCGUUGCCUUGAUCGCAUGGCACCUGAAGGUGAAGGCGCGGUUCCGCAACAAGAAACGCAUCAGUCGUCCCAUUAAGCCCAGCAGCCUUCCACCUACGCCGCUCAUAUCUCCGUCGAGCUUGUAUGCCGGACCCCCCUGUGGCCCGUUGACGCCACCUCCACGACUGCAAGAGCGACGCUUCUUGUUGACCAGGGCGCUGAGCCUGCGCCGCAAUAACCACCGCCGUCAGUAUAAUGAAGAGGACUCGCAAGAAUGGACCGGUGUGCCACUGUCUCCCAUGCCGCCUCUGUCACCCCUAUCGCCAAUCUCCAUCUCUAGAGCCAGGAGGGGCCCAGAAGAUGGCGAACACGGAGGCAUUACGGCAACAACCACAAUCUCGCAGGCGACGACUGUGACGAGGCCACUCAGGGAUGACGUUGCCCCAGGCGCCAGCGUCUCAAGCAUCUUCAGUACCACCAGCACCUUGAAGGCCACUUCCAAUGUAUCCGCCGACUCGGCACAGAUGAGAUACAGCGGCGCCACUGCCACUGAGUUUCCGCGACCGCCGCCACGAGUGUAUGAAGCACCGCUGGUGGUUCGUGGUCUGGCGAGUCCCGGGCCGCCACCAACGCGAGCGCUUCCGAGUCUUCCUGCGGAUGGCCGGAUGAGCCCCUUGAAAUCGCCUUUGGUAUCGCCAACGGGUCGGACUCGGCAAGUGUCACCAAGCUUUGCGGCUGUGACUGGACUGUCUGCGGGCACUAGUGAAGGAAACGGUGGCGCUCAGAGGCCAGGGGAGGAGAGUAGCCAAAACGGCGCUGGGAGACCUCUAGAGACACCGAUGCAGUCUCCGAGGAGGGUGAGGCAUGUGGCCAGUCCGCUGUUGAAUGAGGUUUGUUUGAACGAUGUGAAGAAGGAGUGA